Nicotiana tabacum (common tobacco) is the source of this 363-nucleotide messenger RNA. RefSeq lists its product as uncharacterized. Lineage: Eukaryota; Viridiplantae; Streptophyta; Magnoliopsida; Solanales; Solanaceae. The record is from RefSeq and is a predicted model, not a curated record.
AUGGCAAAAGUAAAUCAAGCAGUUGAGGCAAUAAGGACCAAGACGGAAUACUUGAAGUGCAAGUUCAACAACGUUAACCAGGAAGCGGACAUGGAGGUGAAGCUUAAUACACAAGUUAUCCCCAAGAGAGGUAGUUUCAAGUACUUUGGAUCUAUAAUACAAGGUAACAGAGAGAUUGAUAAGGAUGUCACGCACCGUAUUGGAGCUGGAUGGAUGAAGUGGAGGCUCGCUUCCGGUGUCUUGUGUGAUAAAAAUGUGCCGCUGAGACUUAAAAGGUUGGAUAAGAUUAGGAAUAAAGUUAUUGGGGAUAAGGUGGGAGUGACUUCUGUGGAGGAAAUGAAGCGGGAGGCGAGGAUGACAUGA